Molecule: messenger RNA, 2073 nt
Organism: Closterium sp. NIES-65
Lineage: Eukaryota; Viridiplantae; Streptophyta; Zygnematophyceae; Desmidiales; Closteriaceae
Source: the annotation of a GenBank genome assembly
AUGGCGGAAGCGGAGCAACAACAGCGUCAGCAACAGCAACAACAAGAAGAUCAUAAGGAAGAGAGCGGCGAGAAGGACUCGGAUGUCGUGAAGGGGCCAUGGAGUCCCGAGGAGGAUGAGCUGCUAAUGGAGAUAAUCGCCAAAUACGGGCCGCGCAAUUGGUCGCUCAUUGCUCAGGGGCUCAAAGGGCGCUCCGGCAAGAGCUGUCGACUUCGGUGGUGCAAUCAACUGAAUCCCGAAGUAAAUAAAAAUCCGUUCACGGACGAAGAGGACAGAAUAAUCGCACUGGGACACGCGGAGCACGGCAACAAAUGGUCCGUCAUUGCGAAGAGCCUGCGCGGUCGCACUGACAACGCGAUUAAGAACCACUGGAAUUCCACGUUGAAGCGGAAAUACCCCGCCAUUCUCGCGGAAAUCAUCAAAAAUAGGACCGCGCGCGUGAUCGAUUCGCCGCGCGACGCCCCAGCCAGCUCCCCCAGAAGCGACGGCCGGGUUUCCCCUUCCCCCUACUACUCCGGUGUCCCGCUCUACGCUCCAAUGUACGCUCCCGGAGGCGCCGGUGGCGCGGGAGGCGGCGCGAACUUUUUCUCGCACCGUGAGAGUCCGUCUCCGCUUUCGUCGGGUAGCGCGGGCUGCGGAAGCGCGGCGCACUCGCGGCGGAGCAGCAUGGACGGCUGCUCCGCAAGCUCCGCCAAGGCGGAAAACGUGCGCAUGCUUGCGGACGUCCUCCGCCGCCUCGCCACCGCAUCCAGCGGCGGCGCCGCCGGCUCCGCAUGCCCGUCUCCUCCGCCAGGCGGCGCGGCGGGCGUCGCUCCUCCUUCCGCCUCCGCCGUUUCAGCCGCUCGCCUAGCGUUUCCGCGCAGCGGAAGUCUCGACUCUCCCGUUCUCCGCCAAUCUCUGCGCGACCCCACUCCACUCGUUCCUUCCGCCAUGGGGGCAUGCGGGGGAACGUUUGGCGGCGGAUGGGGCGGCGGAGCGCCGGCGGUGGGGGAAUACGACCUUGAGUAUCUUCAGGCCGCGAAGCGGCUGCGCUUUGGUGGGGGGGACAUAGCUUGCGCGGAGCUUGGCGGAGCGUCUGGCGGACUGUCUGGCGGAAGCGGCGGGCUGAGGGGAAGCGCAGGGUUGGGCGGAAGUGGAUACGGCAGCGCCGCCGCCAACCUGGGGAACUUUGGGGGGUCCCUUCUCGGAAACUCCCUCCUGGGGCGCACGGCAAGCGGAGGAGCUGGGGCACUCGGGGGAAGCUCUUUCGGGGGAGGUGCUUACUGCGGGAGCGGCGAGAACUACCUUUCCGCGGGCGCUUUCUCCCCCCUUGGCGGAGGUACGGCGGGGAAUUCGGGUUGCCGCGGUUCCCCCUCCCCCCAUGGCGUUAUGCGCUUCCCCUCCAGUGUGCGGAGCUCCAUGGGCGGAGGGGAUUCCCCCUCCUCCCUUGCCGCCAUGGCUGCCGCGGCUGCAGCGGGAUUCGCGCCGCCCUUCGCUCACAUGCCUCUGCACCCCUUUCAGCCGCUACAGUCUGCGGAGCCUAUGUCCAAUCCCGCUGCUGCAGCCGCUGCCACCGCUGCCACUGCUACAGCCGCUACAACCGCCGUUGGUGAUUCCUUGAUGUUAGGGGAGCUUGGAGGGGAGAUGUUGGAUUCGGGGGUGCGCCAUGCCUCAGUUGAAGCCCUGGCUCAGAUUCUUGCAGGGGAUAUUCAGGCGGUGCCCAAUGCUGGUUUCGCUUCAGGUUACAACGGGAAUUUCAAUGCAGGUUUCAGUGGAGCAGAUGCGUUGAUGCCUGCAACUGGUGGUGCAGAGGAAGCUGCUAAGGGCUCUGAUUUGGAAUGCUUGCUGAAUGGUCAGUUUCAGCAGCCGCUGCUUCAGCUGCAGCAGCUACAGCAGUUGCGGCAGCUGCAGUUGUUGCAGCAGCAGCAGCAGCAGCAGCAGGAGCAGGAGCAGAUGCAGCAGGAGGGUUUAGCUGAGGAAGAUUCUGGAUCGCUUCUGAGUUUCCUUGCUUCUGAUUGGCCGCAGCUGAAGGAGGCUGUGGCAGCAGGAGCUCGAGCAUUGAAUGCUGCAGAUAUGCCCAGCUCCAGCAAAUAA